Messenger RNA from Macroventuria anomochaeta, 1244 nucleotides. RefSeq lists its product as uncharacterized. The record is from RefSeq and is a predicted model, not a curated record. The transcript has a single exon. Gene Ontology annotation, molecular function: protein binding. NCBI's taxonomy places the organism in Eukaryota, Fungi, Ascomycota, Dothideomycetes, Pleosporales, Didymellaceae. Bases 243 to 1082 code for a protein of 279 amino acids.
CCUCACUGAGGAUCGAAAACAACACGCGCACGUUUGGACCAGCGUACGAGGAGCAAAAUGACCCGAGACCCACCAAUGGCCUCUCUAGGUAUAACGGCGGCACAUGCAGUCAUGUAUUAACCCAUUUUGCAUUGCUUUUGGGGGGUUGACUUCGAUUGCGAUAUCAAUGAGUGACUGUUCUGCAGUGCUGUGUUCUGUAGACACGCCUGUGUGUGUGUCUAUGAUUCUUUUCUGUCCCUGAGAUGCGCCACGCCGCUUACGUCGAGUCUAUCUGCCAAUACCUUCGACACUGUUACCACGAUGCAGUACUAGACUCGGUGCUGGAGGAGCAUGAGGGCGCUGGUCGUACACCUGCCUCCCAUGAGAGCAACGUCGGAGGCGCCACCUUGGGGCCCUUGCCCACUGAAAUACUAGAAGCCAUUCUAAGCCACCUCGACUUCUGGGCCCUAGCCCGAUGCCUCCGUGUCUCACAGCACUGGAACGCAGCCAUCUCUCGGUCUCCGCAGUUGCAGCAGGCUCUGUUCCUCAGCACGAAUGUCGAGGAUCCUAGCGAUGGCCCAGCACUUGUCUUCAAGCUCGUCAUAGACACACGAAGACUUCGCGCGGACCAGCCCCAACAGCAGCCAGUCUUCUGGAUCGAUAUUGGCAAGCCCUACAACCACCCAUCCAAGCUCCAGCGAGCAAGAUUCUCCGCCGAUGACGUUGUGUUCAACCCCAUUCUUCAAAACAUGUUUCGCUCGGCGCACCCUCUGAACACUCAGGCCAGUGGACAGAGUUCCUCCUCUACCUCCCGGGCAGACUACGUUAAUCGCAGAGAUCCUGCAGCGCUCUGCCGGACUGCGCAAGGCUUGCCGGGUGCAAUAUGGAGGAAGAUGCUAAUCUCGCAACCACCAGCGCAGACCAUCACGAUGGAAUGCGACUUUACCUUCGAUCCGUCCUAUCGAUGCAAAGCCUGGACCCCAUACACUGUCGAGGGAGGAAUCACAAUGGAAGACUUCUUCAUGCUUGUGCAAACGCGCAUCAAGUCGAGCUUUGGCGACUAUCAGAGGGAUCAAGCGUAUCGACUGGGAAACAAUGGUUAAACAUUGGAUAGUGAGGGUCUGUCCUAGACUACGGCUCAUUGGCUGAGGCAGUCACUCCAAUUUGGUUCAGACGAUGAAGAAACGCCAUUUGAGUUGUCGGCAACGACUGAGAUCAGGGAUACGGCACCCUUCCACGACAAACACAAUCACCGAGCGCCGCAG